CAGGAAAUGGAGCAGCCACAGAAAUUUAAAACUGCUGAGGACAUAUUGGGUUUUUGUUUAUUUUUGAAUAAAUAAAUUGAUUAAUUAGUAAUAGUAACACGUAAUAUGUUCUUUUUUUUGGGGGGGGGGGUCGGAAUUUGUUUGUUUUCAUGGAAAGUAAAGUGACAGAAAUGGAAAAUAUUUAUAUAAAAUCAGAGAGUGAGCUGCGGUUACCAAUGGCAACGUGGACGCCCUGCUGAGCAGGAUGAGUUUAUAAACAACCUGCUCAGAUUUCUCAGGGUUUCUCUCUUCCUCUGGGUUCAUCAUGACGACCAAACAGAAGAAAGGACUGAGGGGCUCAAUCAGUGAUGUUUUGGGAGAUCUCCUGGGAGACGAUGCUGAUGAUCUCCCGAUGAAGGCCAGGUCUCCAUCUGGAGGACUCGGCAGACCAACGGGUCUCUUACGAACGCAAAGCGGAAAGAGGAACCUGCUCGAUGUUGAUUUCUUCAGUAAACUAGCAGAGGAGGUGGAGAACAAUGACGAGGGUUCUGACAUGUCUGAGGCAGAUCCGAAGGCUUUGCUGGAGAGUAUGAAGGACAUGGAUGAUAUGGAUGCUGACUUGUUUGGCUCAAAGAAGAAGAAGCCCAGUUCAGCCCCGGCACAGAGCAGAAGCUCCAGAACCAAAACAUCUAAACCAGAAGAUAAGAACAAAACUAACCCAGAUGACCUGGAUGAUCCUCUGGAUGACCUGCUGAACGACCUGGAUGAGGAACAGCCAAAGAGCGUUCCAUCAGGAGAAACAGAAAAGCCGCAAUCAUCUUCCCCGACUGUACAGAAAAAAGAGGAACCAGCCAUGCCUACACCUGUGCAGAAGAAACGCAGUGAGUUGACCUUCGACGAUGACGAAGACAACCUGAUGGACGCACUGGGGUUUGGUGACGCCCUGAGAAGAAAAGGAAGUGGACUCCUCUCCAAAAAAGAGAGUGAGGCUCCUCAGAGAGCACGCACCAGACUGGAUGAGAUUUUGGGGAUUGGGACGCCUGCUCACCUCCUGGAGAGACCUGUGACCGGCAAGAAAAUAGACCCAACCCCCGCAGAGAGGCAGCCACAGAAGAGCUCGGCUGGGAAAGAUUCUGUGUUUGGAGAUGAAGAUUUAAUCUUCGGCUCAUACCAGCCCACACUGGGCUCGACUCCGGAGGGACGUACCUCUCGCAGACACUCCGUACGAUUCUCUACCGAGGACCUCAGCUCUCCUUCUCCAGAACGCAAGCCCACAACCUCCACCGUGACCUCCACACGACCCAGCCGUCUCGCUUCAGACUGGCUUGGGCUGAAGCAGGACGAAGAUGAAACAGAAAAGGAGGAGGAGACAAAGAGGGAGAAGAAGGAGGCCACGGGAGCUAACGAGAGACUUAAACCUCUACCUUCUCCAUCGCAUGCAGAAGGAAAACCAUCCAGAGUGACCUCGAAACCCAGCGAGGAGCUCCGAGCCGUGCCUGACUCUCCAGAAACUUCCACAACCACUGCAGCCAAAUCGGAGCCUAAAAAGAAGGAGGGAGAGGACAAGGACGACUGGCUGGCAGGAGCUCUGAGUAAGAAGAAAGCUCUGGUGGAGGAGAGAGAGAAGAGGCAGGAGGAAUCUCUGGGGCUUGGAGAGGAGAUAGAUCUGGACAUGUUCCUCAGAAAACGAAACACCCCUCCAACUCCUCGUAGGGUAAAAGAGGACACACCCCUCCCUCCCAGGCAGCCCAGCUGUGAGUCUCUGGUUGCAUCGAGCCGACAGCAGAGCCCCACACCUGCCCCAACACCCAGCACAGGAGCUCAACACACACACGAGCCAGAGCAGAGACCUGCAGUAGUGAGUGCUGCACCUGGCCAGCAGGUGUCACUGUCUACAGACAGCCUUCAGCAGCUCCUCCUGCAGCAGCAGGCUCAGCUCGGGGGUUUAGGGACACCACUGGACCCAAGUUUCUUACAAAAACAGAGAAGAGAUGCAGAACAUCACACUGGAGACACGACUCCACUACAGACCAGGAUCAUACAGCUGGAGGGACAGGUACGGAGUCUGCAGCUGGAAAAGGAUCAGUUACAGAUGUUACUGGAUAGUGUUCAACAGAGACACAAACAUGACACCGAGCUUAUGGAAAACACACACAGAGCUCGUGUGAAGCUGCUAGAGGAGUGUGCAUUGCAGCGGGAGGCGCGGGCACACACUGAGAGCCAGGAGCUGACGGAGCGUUUGGAGAUGGUGAUGAAACUGAUGCAGCAGGAGAGGGCGGAGCUUCGGGAACAGCACCAGCGCAGGCUGGCACAGUGCCAACAGGAGAGAGACCGAGAGGUGGAGAGACUCCGAGAGCUUCAGAGGAAGUCCAUCCUGGAGAUGAAGAAAGAUCACGAGGAGCAGGUACAGAGACUCAGGAGACUGAAGGAUGAGGAGAUUGAUGCAGUGACCAGCGCUACCUCACAAACCAGGUCCCUGACGGCAGUUAUUGAGCAGAUGGAGCAGUUCUCUCUCAGGUUGGGCGAGCUCUCGUCUCGCAUUGUAAGCACUCACGAAAACACAACUCACGGCCUGGAGCUCGGAGCUCGACAGAGAGAUGAACAACUGCGAGUGCUGCAGGAGCGUCUGACUCAGCAGCAGAGGGACAUGGUCGAGGAGAGAAACCGACUCAAAGAGGUCAUAGCCAAGAUGGACACACAGCUGGCUGAGCAGCAGAGACAGCUGCAGCAGGAGCGCUGGCGGGUCACGGCAGAGCAGGCUAAAGCAGAGUCGGCGUUACGAGGCCUGGAGGAGGAGAGACGCACCAUGACUCAACACUUCACCAUCGAGAGAGAGGAGCUGGAGAGGGCUAAGAGCACUCUGUUAGAGGAGCAGCAGUCCGUGAUGCAGCGCUGUGCAGAAGAGAGGAGGAAACUCGCUGCGGAGUGGACACACUUCCACACUCAGGACAAGCUGCGCAAAGAGAGAGAGCUGGACCGCGAGGGACACAUCAUCGACAUGGCACAGGAGCAGGCUGAACUGAAGCUCCGAGCAGGAGAGCUGAAACAGAAAGAGGAGGCCAUACAGAAAGAGAAUGUAAACCUGGAGAAACUCCGAGGAGAGCUGGAGGGGGAGAGGGAGAGACUGAACACAGCGGCUCUGCACCUGAAACACCGAGCUCAGGAGGUGGAGAGUCUCAGCAAGAUGGCACGUGAGCGGUAUGAGGAAGGCGAGCAGGCGCUGCAGGAAGCUCGGCAGGUCGAAGCGGGACACCAGGCUCGUCUGCGCAACAUCCACAGUGAGCUGGAGAAGCUGAGGAUGCAGGAGCACAACCUACAGCAGGAGAGGAUGAGAGUGACAGAUCAUCAUAGAGAGAUGGACAGAAUGAGACACGCCCUUCCCACUGACUACUUACCUGCCCCAGGUGAUCCUUUACUAACAGGUUUCUCUCCUGUGAUGAGCAGCACGCUGGUUCUUCCUCCAGCACCAUUAAACACAUCUGUCUCUCCAAAACUAAAGGCAACACUCGCUGUACUGAGGCACAUAGCUGAGAAGGACCGGGACUUCCUGCAGGACGAACAGCUCUUCCUGGACACGCUGAAAGGUGCACCAUGCAAUUCAACCUUACAGACAUGACGACGGCUCAGACUGGUGCCAUUUCUAUUUGAAAGUUUGAUCACAGGGGUCUUUUUCCAGACUUCACAGGACAUUGGUCAGACCAUCUUUGAUACCACAGUGCAAAUGAUUUAAAUGAUUUUAAAAUCACUGUUCAUAUGCAUGUUAGAUUGUAUGUAAGCUAGUACACUGCCAAAUAACUGCCAGAAGCAAGUAAUUGCCAUUAUAUUCUUUCUUAGGCCCCAAAAUUUCUUGUGGCACGGUCCUGUAGCUCAUACAAGGGCCAUUCUCAGAAAAUGUGAUAACUGUAAAGACAUUAAAUUUUGUAUACACUAACUUAUCCCUGUAAAUAUUGACAAGUUCAUGAAUUCAAAAGAGCUUAUGAAAAAAAAAAAAGCCCAGUUAUCUUUACCCUAUAGAGCAACGGUAAACAUGUCAGGGCAUUUUUGGGUCACGGAGUGCAGAAAAAUAAGUUAUGCAUUUAUUCUCAUCCUAACUUCCUAUUUGGCAAACUAAACUUUCAACAUGCAUCAUUAUCAGUUGGGAUUAGCUGCAGACAGAGUUAAUUUCCCCUGACAUCUCAAUUUCAUAUUUACCGGAUCCUGGAUUCCAACAUUCAUGCACCAGUGAGGUUUCCCCCCCCCCAAAAUGGCUGCUCAACAUCCUGGUCCUUCAUGUAGCUGCACUGCCUUCUAUUGUUAAAGCCCUGAGUUACAGCAUGAUGUUGCCAUUUGGGUAACAGUAAAGACAAUGUCCAUUUUUGCGCGUGUUAGGCUACACACCAAAACUGUUUGAGCAAAGAUAUCCUCCCC
Molecule: messenger RNA, 4386 nt
Organism: Neoarius graeffei (lesser salmon catfish)
Lineage: Eukaryota; Metazoa; Chordata; Actinopteri; Siluriformes; Ariidae
Product: fas-binding factor 1 homolog
Exons: 28
Coding region: 305-3595 (1096 amino acids)
Biological process (GO): cilium assembly; establishment of epithelial cell polarity
Cellular component (GO): centriole; ciliary basal body; ciliary transition fiber
Source: RefSeq, a predicted model, not a curated record